AUGCAUAGCAGACGUAGAGCGGAGUCCUACAGCCGACAUAUAGGCGACGUCCUCGUAAGUACAGCUGAUGUACACCAGAUACACGAUAGAGACAUUGUAAGCUAUGAGCAGACGUACUUCAAACGUGGUGAUGAGAGAAAGAAAGAAAGAAAGAAAGAAAAGAAAGAAAGAAAGAAAGAAAGAAAGGGGGAGGCGGGUGAAGAGUUAAACGGAAAAGAGCAUCUAGAAGAACACCCAGAAGAACACCCAGAAGAACAUCCAGAAGAACUCUCAGAAGAACACCCAGAAGAACACAGGAGAACAUCCAGAAGAACGCCCAGAGCAUCCAGAAUAACAUCCAGAAGAACAUCCAGAAGAACACCCAGAAGAACAUCCAGAAGAACUCUCAUAAGAACACCCAGAAGAACACAGGAGAACACCCAGAGGACCACCCAGAAGAACACCCAUAAUAACACCCAGAAGAUCACCCAGAGGAUCCAGAAUAACAUCCAGAAGAACACCUAUAAGAACAUCCAGAAGAACACUCAGAACAUCCAGAAAAACACCCAGAAGAACAUCCAGAAGAACACCUAUAUGAACAUCCAGAAAAACACCCAGAAGAACAUCCAUAAGAACACCUAUAUGAACAUCCAGAAGAACACCCAGUGUACUGGUGAUUCUGCUAUUAGAAAAUACAGAAGAGAAAGAGAGAGGGAGAGAGAGAAAAUACAGAAG
This is a messenger RNA of Homarus americanus (American lobster), 714 nucleotides long. Its product is annotated as ring-infected erythrocyte surface antigen-like. The transcript has 5 exons. NCBI's taxonomy places the organism in Eukaryota, Metazoa, Arthropoda, Malacostraca, Decapoda, Nephropidae. The annotation marks the transcript as partial. The record is from RefSeq and is a predicted model, not a curated record.